Ctenopharyngodon idella (grass carp) is the source of this 2543-nucleotide messenger RNA. RefSeq names its product interferon gamma receptor 1-like (gene ifngr1l). NCBI's taxonomy places the organism in Eukaryota, Metazoa, Chordata, Actinopteri, Cypriniformes, Xenocyprididae. Gene Ontology annotation, molecular function: protein binding. The record is from RefSeq and is a predicted model, not a curated record.
CAGAUCGAGUCCAGUAGAGGCGAAUGCGCAAGAGCCACAAACACAAAGCCGAGUCAGGAAAUGUUGGUCGGGUCUUGGACGCUCAUCUGAAGCUGGCCUGAAAUUUUUUGAAAAAACCGAUUUACCACAAUGUCGGUGGAUCCUUUAUUCAAGCUUGGGGUGAUUUACGCCCUAUUGUGUCAAUGUAUCUUUGGUUUUGUUCCUUCUGCAACAAACGUCAGUGUUGUUUGCCACAACUUCGUGAAUGUGUUGUACUGGAACUACAGUCAUCCAGCUGAACAGCUGGAGUUCAGUGUAUUGGUCAGACCUUAUUAUGGUGAUUCCCAAACUGUUGACACUUCCCAGACGUACCUUGAUAUCAGCGACUACAGCAACGAUGCGGGUGAUGAUUACUUUGUGGCUGUGACAGCACAGGUUGGACAAGAGAAAUCAGAAAGUGCCUCCAUUAAAUUCACCUACAGCAUAGACUAUUAUGAUGAGAAGAAACAUACAUAUAAAUGCUCUAUGGACUUUCCAGCUGUAAAUACAUCUGUCCACAAAGAUGUGAUUGAAGUGUCCUUUCAGCACCCUUACUUACUUUAUGAGGAGGAAAUUCUGAAUAAUGAAUUCAAGUACACAAUCACACAUGAUCAGCGAAGCAUAGAUCACGACCAACCUCCUACAACACUCCUUUCACAAUCCGAGCAGCCCGCCAUUUCUCGAAUGGCACCUGUUAAACACCAACCCCUACUGAACAAAGGCAGCUAUUGUUCUUUCCCCAAUUCUCCAGAUGAGGAAGUCUGUGAAAUGACCACUGACCUUGCUAACACAGAAAUGAAUGAACCUGAUGAUGUUGAAUCUACAGUCUUGGGCCAGUCGUCUGAUUAUAACAAUCCAGGUCUGAUUGAGAUUGGUCCAGAGGACUUUGCUGAGGCAUACGGCCCACGGCCACCAGUAAUGUAGGCCUGAACAUGUGUAAGAAUGACUAGUGUUGGGCAAUAUGCUCAAUAAUCAUAAGGUCAGCCUGUGAGAUCAGUGUUACAAUAGUUGACUUUGAUCAUUAAUUUGCUUAUUUACUUCUUUCUUUACUCAUUUACUUCAUUUUAUAAUCACAGAAAAUUAGAAUCUUUUUCUAUUUUGCUAGCAAAGAUAAAGUGUUUAUUAAUAAAUCAGGUUGUUUCCCAGUAGUGGGGUAAAAACAGCGUAAUCAUUUGUGUAUUUGACUAAUAUUUGUGUAUUCCAUUUAUUAUGCCUGUUGUGAUGUUGAAUAAAGCAUUAAAAACCAAAGAGUAUUCCAACAUGUCAGUGGGAAAAUUACGGGCACAUGUCCUCUCAUGCCGUUACAGAAUCAACAUUUUGACUGUACUUCUGCAUGAGAUGAGAACACAUUUUUAUAAUUUCUUGGGUCAAGAAAGAAUUGGAGUUUGCAAUAUAUUUCCUCCUCCCUUGCUACCGCGCAAAAGCUCACUCUGUCUGGACGCGCUUAAAUGAUAUGGCUGCAGCGAUAGGGCUGCAACAACUAUUUGAUAAAAUCGAUAAUAAUCGAUAAUGAAAAUCAUCGACAACGAUUCUCAUUAUCGAUUAGUCGGGUCUACCCACCGUGCACGGAAGACUUACGCCAGUCGUGUCAAAUUACAGCACUGAAUAAAGCAUUUCUAUGGACAAAAUACACCUAAAAAUAGUGGAGGAAACAGAUUGAGCUGCUGCAGGAAAGAUGCGUGAUCAAAGCUGAUCAAAACAUGAGAAUUCUUUAUUUUAAGCUUCGAGCUAAUUCAUUAGUGUAAUGGCUUGCCCUGUCAGGCGCUUUGACAGAUGCAUGUGCAUCUUCAGCGCAAAAUGUUCAUUCUACGGCUAUAUCCUUAUCUAUAAAUGUUACGAAUUAACACAAACAUUUCCAUUUUGCAUAAAGGCUUGUCCUGACAGUCUGCGUUAAACUUUGAAUGAGGACCCACGUCAAGGCCCUUUCACACAGGACGCGGAAUGCGCUGCGCUAUGAAACCCAUUUAUUUCAAUGGCUUGUGCUGCGCGAGGACGAUUUGUUGAUGCGUCGACCUAAGCACAGCUUUCGCGCAGGCCGCGGUCAAAGUUCCAAAUAGUUCAGCUUUUGCCGCUGCGCUCUGUGACGAUUACCUGCGCGGCCAAUAGAAAUGGGGCAUCCAAACAAACGCAGAAAGCACAAUGGACGAAAAGAUUGUACUGUGUGUGUCGGAACGGCAAUGAAGUUUCAAUGUUAAGCAUUAACUGCAACAGCUGACAUUUUCAAAACUAUGAAUAUAUUGUGUAAUGAUAUGAUAAAUCAUCUGUGCUGUUUUGCCUGAUUGAUUACAGACACAGCAGAGCAAACAAUCAGCGAAUAACCCAUGCUCGUCUAGGCUAAUACAGUUUAUUACUAUUUGAUGUCUUUAUCUUUUUUUCUUUUUUUUUUCAUUUGUGAGGUUUUCUUAUUAAUUUGAAAAUUUUGGUUAGUAGCCUGUACAAUACCUUUUUGUAAUUCGGUGACAGCAGAGUGUUAACAACAAUGCCUGAAAUAAACAUCUGUGCCCUAAUAAAAUGUAUAUAAGCUA